UCUCAUUGUCAAAUUGUAUCGUUUUCGCGAAUUUUUACGAAAAGUAAACAAUAUAAAUUUAAAUCGUAUUCAUUAAUAAUUAAGUAACAGUAAGAAGGCAAAAUGUCGGCCGACGUACGUGAUAUUCUGGACAUGGAGCGUGCCAAUACGCCCGAAGUGACAAAGGAUUCCUUUCUUGCAACAAAAAAGCGCAACUUCGAACGCACCAAACAUGCCUCUCGGCGUCCCGAGGGCAUGCACCGCGAGGUGUUCGCCCUGCUCUACACAGACAAGAAAGAUGCCCCGCCGCUGCUGCCCACAGACACGGCACUGGGCAUUGGUGGCGGCUACAAGCAGACCAAGGCGCGGCUGGGGAUGAAGAAGGUGCGCAAGUGGGAGUGGGCGCCGUUUGCCAACCCGGCGCGCACCGAUUCAGCCGCCUUUCAUCACUGGAAAAGGGUCAGCGAUGAUUCGGGAGAGUAUCCGUUUGCCAAUUUCAACGUACAGCUGGAAAUCCCCUCCUACACCAUGACGGAGUACAAUGCGCACUUGAGGAACAACAUAACCAACUGGAGCAAGGUGCAGACGGAUCAUCUGUUUGACUUGGCAAGACGCUUUGAUCUUCGCUUUAUCGUGAUGGCGGAUCGUUGGAACCGUCAGCAGCACGGGGACAAAACUGUGGAGGAGCUCAAGGAGCGGUACUAUGAGGUCGUGGCGCUGCUAGCCAAGGCCAAGAAUCAGACCAUAGAGAAGAAAAUAUAUUCGUAUGAUCCGGAGCACGAGCGGCGCCGCAAGGAGCAGCUUGAGAAACUGUUCAAGCGCACCACCCUGCAGGUGGAGGAGGAGCAGAUGCUCAUUAAUGAGAUGAAGAAGAUCGAGGCUCGCAAAAAGGAGCGUGAGCGCAAAACGCAGGAUCUACAAAAACUCAUCUCGCAGGCGGAUCAGCAGAAUGAGCAUGCAUCCAGUACGCCCAGCACUCGCAAAUACGAAAAGAAACUGCACAAGAAGAAGGUGCACCAUCAGCCGCGACCCUCGAAGGUGGACUCGGUGGUGAAUGCAAUCGAAAUAGGCAGCAGCGGCAUCAAGUUUGCCGAUCUGCGUGGAUCUGGGGUCUCGUUGCGGUCGCAGAAGAUGAAGUUGCCUGCCAACAUUGGUCAGCGUAAGGUGAAGGCUCUCGAGCAGGCCAUACAGGAAUUCAAAGUUGAUCCCGCGCCACCGCCCACCGAGGAUAUAUGCACAUCCUUUAACGAGCUGCGUUCCGACAUGGUGUUGCUUUGUGAGCUGCGCACGGCCCUGUCCACCUGCAUCUACGAGAUGGAAAGCCUAAAGCAUCAGUACGAGGCUGCUUGUCCGGGCAAGACGCUGAACAUACCGCCCUCGAUGGUGCCCCUCAAGACGGAAACCGUGGACAAUAGCACAAAUUAAUUAAGUUAGCACUCUCCGUUACCACGUAGAUCUAAUGCUGCCCCAGUGGCUGGCUGCUCCUGCCAAUGAUGCCGCCGACCAAGCAGACGUAGCAUUCGUAGCAUACGUACCAUACGCAGUUGACGUAGACGUGUGUGCGGCGUGCUAAUCAUUGUAACCCGUUUUCCACUGUCCAUAUUUGUGCAUUGCGCUACUCCCAGUCCGCUUGGGGAAUAAAUGGAUAAACAA
Drosophila obscura is the source of this 1632-nucleotide messenger RNA. RefSeq names its product DNA methyltransferase 1-associated protein 1 (gene DMAP1). The record is from RefSeq and is a predicted model, not a curated record. NCBI's taxonomy places the organism in Eukaryota, Metazoa, Arthropoda, Insecta, Diptera, Drosophilidae. Bases 103 to 1404 code for a protein of 433 amino acids. The transcript is spliced from 5 exons. Gene Ontology annotation, molecular function: transcription corepressor activity. Gene Ontology annotation, cellular component: Swr1 complex; nucleus; NuA4 histone acetyltransferase complex. Gene Ontology annotation, biological process: DNA repair; negative regulation of transcription by RNA polymerase II; chromatin remodeling.